AUGACUGUAAUUAGAAAAGAUAGUUCAGAGGAUUGGAAGGAACUUUCACCAAGCACAAUAUCCCUCAGAAGCCACUCAAUGUUGAAACAGGUGUUGUGCCUUGCCCUAGUGGCACUUGCAGCAGCCCAGAAUGUUGAUGAGCAGUGUGGGACGUGCGUGGUGGAUGGCGGUCCUUUGACAGAGAAUGGUGCCGUUGGCUACACUUACGAUCCUAACGACUGUGGCGGAUACUGGGUGUGCAUUAGGCGCAGUGAGAGAGGUGACGAUGGUUGGAUGUACACUGUUUUCACGAAAAGCUGUGCACCUGGAACUCUCUGGAACCAGAAAGUUCAGGCCUGUAGCCGGUGCGACGACGAGGCAGUAACUUGCGAAAACUCUGGUCCGAAACCUCCCCUUGGCUCUGACCAGUGCGACGGAUACGUAGACGGUACAACGCUGCCUCCUCUGCCUCCAGUGGAACAGCCAGACCAAAACUGCACUGACGAUGCCGGUUUGAUGAAGUCCUCAGUAAUUGGUGAGGCAAGCAAAUUCUUUAUCCAUUAUCCCAACCACGAUCCUCUUGGUCCAAUUUUCUGUGAGCCUUACAACUUCAGCCUGUCGCUUUGCAGAUGCAAUGCCCCUGAAUAUGAUGGCGUCGAUUUCGGCUUCGAGGGCAGCUUCUAUGCUGCAGGCAACAUUGCGUUCUCUGUACCAAACUCUCGUCGCAACGUGUACUUCGUCAACGAGUCCCGGGUUGGAGACCAGUCCGUGUACCUUGAUGGCAUGGGACACAUUGAGUUUCCCCUUUUCAAACAAAACAGCCCAAGGGCACCUUUUAGUUGCGCUCUGUGGUUCUAUGUGGAUCCCAUGGUCAGUAAUCAAAGAAAAGUGGCUUUGGUCAACAAUGCCAAGUGUCACAUCGCACCUACCUUUGAGUUGAGCGUGCAGGGUGGAGAGGUAGUUGUAACCAUUGUGACAGACAACGGGACUUUCUCAGCAAGCGGACAGUUGGGCGGAGCUUACCAGGGUGAGUGGCACCACGUCCGUGCCUCUUACAAUGGCGCCAUACUUUCACUGGUCCUUGACAAUUCUUUGGCCUCUGAGGUCCCUGCAGACGGUGAUUUGUUGAGCAAUGAGGCCGCAUGGGUCGUUGGCUUGAACUGUUAUCAAGAUACUCAGCAAGGGGGACCUUCAUCUUCUCUCACUGGAAAUGUGGACCAGCUUGAAAUCAGCUUCAAAGAAUACAUAAGGCCUUAGAGAGAAACAGGUUUAUUGACCAGACAUGCAGGAUAUUUAUGCUAGAUAUAUUGAACUGGUAUUUCUAUAUCUGGAACGACUAUUUCACAAGUAAUAGGCGUGUUGUUGAUGACGGACAGCGGGCACAUGCAUUCUGAUGUGAUCCAACACGAGAGCUACCCAAUGCACUUUCUCUGGAGGAUAUCAAACCCCUUACGUAUGACUCAUUAUUUUGACAUUCGUCAUAAUUGAGGAUGUGCGUAGAUGAGAUUUCAAUGCUUUUAGACUUUAUUAAUAGUGCACCGAAGCGUUCAAUGCUUAACCACCAGAUUUCCAAACCUGUCUAGACUUACUAACAGGUGUUUAAAACCGACUUUUUAACGAAGAACUGCUUACUGAAUUUGUUAAUUUGGACAUUAAAUAACGACAUUAAGCCAAAUGUCUCCAUGUUUCGCCUUUCUCAUUGCAAUUCUUUUCUAAUUAUGUUCGAAACUAAAUUGCGUGAGCAGUCAACUAACACAUGAAUGUUUAUUAACGUCAUCUCACAGAAUAUUUAGAUGGCAUUUUUUUUCAUUGAAUUUUAUGGAGAUCUUAUUCUAAUUAUUCAUUGCUUUUGAGAAAAUCUUGAAGUUUUUGAGGAAAAAAGGAAAGUAGUGACUUAAGAAUUCACCAAAUAAUCGAAUAAUCUAUUGAAGCAAACCAGAUGUGGAGUGUUAUCGUCUACAUGUAUGUACUGUCAU
This is a messenger RNA of Lingula anatina, 1955 nucleotides long. RefSeq lists its product as uncharacterized. NCBI's taxonomy places the organism in Eukaryota, Metazoa, Brachiopoda, Lingulata, Lingulida, Lingulidae. Gene Ontology annotation, molecular function: chitin binding. The record is from RefSeq and is a predicted model, not a curated record.